Molecule: messenger RNA, 5567 nt
Organism: Otolemur garnettii (small-eared galago)
Lineage: Eukaryota; Metazoa; Chordata; Mammalia; Primates; Galagidae
Gene: PARP4
Product: poly(ADP-ribose) polymerase family member 4
Exons: 35
Coding region: 84-5390 (1768 amino acids)
Molecular function (GO): NAD+ poly-ADP-ribosyltransferase activity
Source: RefSeq, a predicted model, not a curated record
UCAGCGCCAGUAGCCGGGAGAGCCCGGAAUCCGGAAGCAUCUAGGCGUGGGGGGCUCCGACACGGGCUGGAUCCUCCAGCAGGAUGACUGUGGGAAUCUUUGCAGAUUGUACCUUCUGUUUGAAAGUCAAGUCCUUACCUUGGCAACAGAAGAAAAAGCUACAAACUGACAUUACGGAAAAUGGUGGAAGGUUUUCCCUUUUAUUUAAUCCUCAGUGCACACACAUAAUCUUAGACAAUACCGAUGUUCUGAGUCAGUAUCAACUGAACUCCAUCCAGAAGAACCACAUUCAUACAGUAAAUGCAGAUUUUAUAUGGGAAUCUAUCAAAGAAAAGAGACUUUUAGAUGUAAAGAAUUAUGUUCCUAGUAAGUCACUGGAUGUCACAUCACAUCUUGAUCAAAAGGCAAGUGGUUCUGACGCGAAAACAGACGAUCUAUCCCUGGACGAUGCCUCAGAAAAGGAAAACAUUGUGGAAUUCACUGAGUUUUAUACAGAAGAUGUUGAAAUUCCUCAUUUUCCUCAAGAUUUGGAAGUUGCAAAGUAUAACACCUUGGAAAAAGUGGGGGAGGACGGAGCCCAAGAAACUGUGGUGGUGGAGCUGCAGUGUUCCCAGGACCCUGGGGACUGUCCUUUUCUGAUAUCUUCACACUUUCUCCUAGCAGAUGGCAUACAGACUAGGAGACAGUUCACUGUAAAGAAAAACUCAGAGGAUGCAAGUGAAUACUAUGAAAAUUACAUCGAAGAGCUGAAGAAACAAGGAUUUCUACUAAGAGAACAUUUUACACCUGAAGCAACCCAAUUAGCAUCUGAAAAAUUGCAAGCACUGCUUUUAGAGGAGGUCAUAAAUUCAAGCUCUCUGAGCUGCGAGGUCAGUGAUUUGGUGGAGCUGAUCUGGGCGGAAGCCCUAGGCCACCUGGAGCACACACUCCUCAAGCCAGUGACCAGCAUCAGCCUCAACGAUGUGAGCAAGGCAGAGGGAAUUCUCCUUCUAGUAAAGGCAGCGCUGAAAAAUGGAGAGACAGCAGAGCAGCUGCAGAAGACAAUGGCGGAGUUCUACAGACUGAUACCUCACAAAGGUCCAACACUUGAAGAAGUUAACCUGGGACUGUUGGCUAAGAAAGAGGACCUCUGCCAGCUAAUCAGAGACAUGCUUAAUGUCUGUGAAACUAACUUGUCCAAAUCCAACCCACCGUCACUUGCCAAGUAUUGGGCUUUGAGAUGCAAAAUUGAGCAUGUUGAACAGAAUACUGAAGAAUUUUUUAGGGUUAAAAAAGAAGUUUUACAGAAUAAUCACAGUAAAAGUCAAGUGGACAUCUUGAAGAUAUUUAGAGUCGGCAGAGUGAAUGAAACAACAGAAUUUUUGAGCAACCUUGGCAACGUGAGGCCCUUGCUGCAUGGCUCUCCAGUACGAAAUAUUGUAGGAAUCUUGUCUCGAGGAUUGCUUUUACCCAAAGUAGUUGAAGAUCGUGGCGUGAAAAGAACAGAUAUUGGAAAUCUUGGGAGUGGGAUUUAUUUCAGUGAUUCACUCAGCACAAGUAUUAAGUACUCACACCCAGGAGAGACAGAUGGCACCAGACUCCUGGUCAUCUGUGAUGUGGCUCUUGGAAAGUGUAUGGACUUAUACAAGAAGGACUUUUCCUUAACUGAAGCACCCACAGGCUAUGACAGUGUGCAUGGAGUUUCAGGAACUGCCUCUGCCACUACAGACUUUGAGGAUGAUGAAUUUGUUGUCUAUAAAACCAGUCAGGUUAAAAUGAAAUAUAUUAUUAAAUUUUGCAUGGCUGGAGAUCAAAUGAAGGACUUUCAUCCUCCUGAUAAUACUGAAUUAGAGGAAUACAGUCCUGAGUUUCAUGAUUUUUCGAAGGUUGAAGAUUACCAGUUACCAGAUGCCAAGUCUUCCAGUGACCUCAAGGCCGGCCUUCAGGAUCUCUCUGGGAAUUUGGUUCCUCUUGAGGAUGUUCACAUCAAGGGGCGAAUAAUAGACUUUGUAGCCCAGAUCAUUGUUUUUCAGACGUACACAAAUCAAAGUAAUGUGCCCAUCGAGGCAAAAUACAUCUUUCCUUUGGAUGACAAGGCGGCUGUGUGUGGCUUUGAGGCCUUCAUCAAUGGGAAGCACAUAGUAGGAGUGAUUAAAGAGAAGGAAGAAGCCCAGCAAGAAUACCGAGAAGCUGUCAGCCAGGGCCAUGGCGCUUACCUCAUGGAUCAGGACGCACCGGACGUUUUUACUGUAAGUGUUGGGAACUUACCGCCUAAGGCUAAAGUCCUCAUCAAAAUCACUUAUAUCACAGAACUCAGCAUCCAAGGCACUGCUGCUGUCUUCUUCAUGCCCGCUGGAGUGGCGCCCUGGCAACAGGACAAGGCUUUGAAUGAAAACCUGCAGGAUGCAGUAAAGACAAUUUGUAUAAAGGAAAUAGGAACAAAGCAAAGCUUCUCUUUGACCAUGUCUAUUGAGAUGCCAUAUGUGAUUGAAUUCAUUUCCAGUGAUACACAUGAACUGAAACAAAAGCGCACAGACUGCAAAGCUGUAAUCAGCACCGUGGAAGGCAGCUCUUUAGACAGUGGCGGAUUUUCUCUUCACAUCGGUUUGUCUGAUGCCUAUCUCCCAAGAAUGUGGGUUGAGAAACAUCCAGAAAAAGAAAGUGAGGCUUGCAUGCUUGUCUUUCAACCCAAACUUGAUGUCAGCCUCCCUGACCUCACUGACAAGAGUGAAGUGAUUAUUUGUCUGGACUGUUCCAAUUCCAUGGAGGGUGUGACAUUCUUACAAGCCAAGCAAAUCGCCUUAUAUGCGCUAUCCUUGGUGGGAGAGAUGCAAAAAGUAAACAUCAUCCAGUUUGGCACAGGUUACAAGGAGUUAUUUUCAUAUCCUAAGUACAUCACAAGCAGUAAUGUGCCAACAGAGUUCAUUAUGUCUGCCACACCUACCAUGGGGAACACAGACUUCUGGAAAACGCUGCGAUAUCUAGGUUUAUUGUACCCUUCCCAAGGGUCACGGAACAUUCUCCUUGUAUCUGAUGGGCAUCUCCAGAAUGAGAGGCUGACGGUGCAACUUGUGAAGAGAAGCCUCCCCCACACCAGGUUGUUCACCUGCGGUGUUGGUUCUACAGCAAAUCGUCAUGUCUUAAGGACUUUGUCCCAGUGUGGUGCCGGAGUGUUUGAACAUUUUAACACAAAAUCCAAACAUAGUUGGAAAAAACAGAUAGAAGACCAGAUGAGCAGGUUGCAUUCUCCCAGUUGUCAUUCUGUCUCCGUUAAAUGGCAGCAACUUAGUGCAGAUGCACUGGAGCCGCUGCAGGCCCCAGCCCAGGUUCCAUCCUUGUUCCACGGCGACCGGCUCCUUGUCUAUGGGUUUAUUCCUCACUGUAUGCAGGCAACUCUGUGUGCACUAAUUCAAGAGAAAGAAUUUCAUACAAUGGUGUCAACUACUGAGCUUCAGAAGACAACGGGAACUAUGAUUCACAAGUUAACAGCACGUGCUCUAAUCAGAGAUUAUGAAGAUGGUAUUCUUCAUGAAGAUGAAACCAGUCAUGAGAUGAAGAAACAAAUCUUGAAAUCUGUGAUUAUUAAACUCAGUAAAGAAAACUCUCUCAUAACACAAUUCACAAGCUUUGUGGCAGUUGAGAAAAGGGAUGAUAAUGAGUCACCUUUUCCUAAUGUGCCAAAUGUGUCUGAACUUAUUGCCAAAGAAGAUGUGGACCUUCUGCCAUACAUGAGUUGGCAAGAGGAGCACCAAGAUGCUGGCGUGACAAAGCUUCUUUCAGCAUCCUCUGAAGGGGAGGAAGAAUUAUGUUUCCCCACAAUUCGAAGUCUAGCUGAAAGAAAACAUAAAAAACUGUGUAUACGCAAAGUUUCUGAAGAUUUUGAAGAAGUUAGCUUGGAUGGGCAACUAGCAGGACAAGCCUUUCAGCUCAGUUUACCGUGUGGAGUUGUGGGACAACCUUUUUCAUUUACAAGCCUUCGUGGCCAAAAAGCGCCUAUUUCCAACUCUACCUUUGGCACUGGAGCCUCUGUUCCACUUUCUCGCUUGGGUGCCCCACCUCCUAGCCUGGCUGCCCCACCUCCUGGCCUGGCUGCCCCGCCUCCUAGCCUAGAUGCCCCGCCUCCUACCCUGGCUGCCCCGCCUCCUAGCCUGGCUGCCCCGCCUCCUGGCCUGCCUCCUGGCCUGGCUGCCCCGCCUCCUAGCCUGGCUCCCCCACCUCCUAGCCUGGCUGCCCGGCCUUUUAGCCUGGCUCCCCCGCCUCCUAGCCUGGCUCCACCACCUCCUGGCCUGGCUCCCCGACCUCCUGGCCUGGCUCUCCCGUCUUCUGUCCUGGCUUCCCCACCUCCUGGCCCGGCUGCCCCAGUGCCGUUUUCUGCUUCCCUGUUCUCUCCGUUUGGUUCUCUUCCUUAUUCCAAGAAAUCUGAGCCACGUCAGUACUUGGAGACUGACAGUUGCCUUACUGCUGAUUUGGACCGUAGGGCGUUCGCUUCUCCCACGUGUUCCCAGAGCCCUUCUUUCAAGCCCUUCUCUGGUAUUGCUUUGUCUGGUGGCUUGUUUGGCUCCAAACCUCCCAAAGUCUCCCAGAGCAGUCCUUUUGUUGGUGCUUGCAUCGAACUGGACUCUUUGCAUCAGCCGCAUCGUGUUUUUUCUCUUUCUAGAGCUACUGCUCUACAGGGAGGAGGAGCCAAGGGUUUUGGGUCUUUCCAUCCUUCUGCUUCCUCUGCUAUUCAUUUUCAAGGUUCCCAGCCAGCCAGUUUACCCAAGGUCCUGCACAGUAGGCCAGGGCCUGUGCCACGAAAUAUUUCUGCCAGUCCCGGGGUUGGCUUUAGUUUUGGAAGUUGUUUUCAAACAGAGCCUAAAGUCCUAUCACCGUCAUUUCCAAGUACUGGAUACUUUGUACUAGGAGAGAUGCAACAUCAGGUUGGCAAACAAAGUUGGGGGAAUGCUGUGCCUUGGACUGAAGUUUUCGGUCUACAAACUGAGGAUGGCUUCUGGAAACUCACACCAGAGCUAGGAUGUAUAUUAAAUCUUAAUAUAGAUGCUUUACAGAGCUUUCUUGAAGAGAAAGGCAUUCAAUCUCUAGGUGUAAAAGGAAAAGAACGUCUCCUGGAGCUAAUUGCCACGUUGCUGGUACUACAGUUUCUUCGCACCAGGUUGGAACAAGAGGGAAUAGUCUUCAAAUCACUGAUGAAAUUGGAUGACACUUCUAUUUCCAGGAAUAGUCCCUGGGAUUUUGAGGCAAUAAAGAAAGCAAAUGAAUGGGUAAGAAGAACCGAGGGACAGUAUUCAUCUAUCUGUCCACGGCUUGAAUUGGGUAAAGACUGGGACUCUGCCACCAAGAAGCUGCUCGGACUUCAGCCCCUAAGCACGGCUUCUCCUCUUCACAGAGUCCUUCAUUACAGUCAAGGAUGAAUCAAAUGAAAUUAAAUUUUCAGCUUUUUUCAUGCUUCUGUGUAGAAGAUAAUGAAGUGUUAUUAAAUAUCAUGAAAUUGAAUUAUGAUUUAAUUUAGUGUAGCAAAAUAAAUAGAAGCAGAAUGGAUUGUUUUAACCAGCUAACAAACAAUAAUAAAAUGAAAAUAAAAUGUGGUA